Rotaria sp. Silwood2 is the source of this 225-nucleotide messenger RNA. The record is from the annotation of a GenBank genome assembly. NCBI's taxonomy places the organism in Eukaryota, Metazoa, Rotifera, Eurotatoria, Philodinida, Philodinidae.
AUGAUUGACGAUGGCAUUUGUGCAAGUGCAACAUGGGACAAGAAUGGUAUCACAGUGGCUGGAGGAAAUGAAUACGGAUCUCAAUUGAAUCAACUCGAUCAUCCAUAUGGACUCUUUGUCGAUGACAAUGCUGCUGUUUAUAUUGCAGAUGCUUACAAUAGCCGAAUAGUAAAAUGGGCGUUGAUUUGUUCCGAUAUGUCGUCUCCCUAUGUAGCUGAAAUUUGA